UGGAGUCCUGUUUCCACACCCUAGCAGACAGUUUAAUUCUACGCGUGUAAUAAAACGUGCAUCUUGUUUAUUUUUAACCCUGAAUUUGUCAUAAAGAUGGAGAUUAACGGAAGCGCUGACAGAGAGAACCGAGGGGAGGUCCCCCAUCCAGGCGAACGGCUUGCCGCCCGCCCCUCCCUCCUCCUGAACAAGAACCACUACGCCAACAAGAAGAGCGCGGCAGAGAGCAUGCUGGAUGUGGCCCUGCUCAUGGCCAAUGCCUCCCAGCUGAAGGCUGUCCUGGAGCAGGGUCCAGACUUCUCCUUGUACACCCCCCUCAUCACUCUUAUCUCCAUCUCUCUCAGCCUGCAGGUCACCGUGGGGGUUCUCCUCAUCUUCAUCGGUGAGGAAGAUCGCUGUCUCGCUCCCUGGGGGACAAGUGUAUGUAAUGCAUCAGUUUUUCAGGUUGCAUCAAACAGGCCUACGCAACACCAUUUCAUGCGAGACCCAUGGAAUGGUCUGGACUCGUGCAACACGAGCCCUGCUCAGAGGCAGAUAUUUAUGAGAGUGCGAUGGAACCUGAAUGACCAGAGUAAGCAUUUUAGGCUGAAUGUAAUGGAGAGCGUAGCCACAGGCCUCGUCUUUAUCAUCGUUGUGGUCAACGUCUUCAUCACUGCCUUGGGAGUGCAGAGACCCAGUCAGAGCAGCUGAACCGGAAAAGGAUGCAGAACCAGCCACGUAUGACACACACACACACACACACACACACACACACACAUCUCCCCAUCUCUCCAUUCUCUAUCACACAGUCAGUGUUUGUACAUAACCUCAAAAGGUUUGUCAGUCACAUUUAAUAUUUACAGUACCAGUCAAACGGUUGGAAACACCCCUUCUACAGAACCAGUCAAUAGUUUGGACACAACAUCAACUUCAACGGCUAAGUGUGUUAUAACAUUUGACUGGUUCUGCAUAUUUAAGUCAUUAGCAGACUCUCUCAUCCGGAACGACUUACAGCGAUUGCAUACCACCAUAACAUUAUGCUGGUACGCGGGACAACCAUGUAACUCAGCCCUAAACACAUUUCCCCCUCCGAAAAGACAGCCAGUGACUCAGCAGCUUUCCUCUAUCUAGACCACUCUCACACACACCUCCCUGACACAAAAACAGUUCCAGGGCUCCCCAGAAACCUGCACUAGAAACACCCCGGACAGAACAACUGUUAACUUACCAGUCCACAACCCUUUUGUCCCAGUGACUGGUUGAGAGGUUUGCUUUGAUAACCAUUGCUGUGUGUUUGGCUAGGGGGACCAACAGAAGGAUCAGGACUACCGCCAGGGACCAUGUGACACUGUCACCGCUCUGCCCCCCCCCCAGCAUUGAGGAAUACCAAGAGUGGGGUUUACAUUUUUUAUCACAUUUAUGACAUGGAAAAGAGGCUUUUCCAGACAGUUGAUGUGAAAACUGCUCUGUAAAAAAGCUGUAAUGGCACAAGAUCAAGGGGUUGCUCUAUCCAUGCUGGUGGCACCUCUGAACAUCUUUCUCUUGAGUGAUGCACACCCAGGAGCUGUGAGGGGGAGAGCAUGUGUGGUCAUUUUGGCUGAAUGUGUGGUGACUCACUAUUCUCAGAUGCACAUAGAGAGGGAACUGCUAAUUAAAGUGUGACCCAUGAUUAGAUGGUGUCACUGAACUGUCACUGUGAUCUCCCAUCCCUUCCUCAGACUCCGAUUUAACAUGCAGCCUCCAGUAGACUGCUGGUGGACACUCACGGAAUAAAAUCCAUUUCCAAAGUUUUGGUUUAACAAAACUUUAAGAUGGCAUCCCAGUCCUAGGUGUGACAGGGAACACCUGCACGUGCUAUGCAUUUAUGGAGAAGAAGGCAAACUACAACUAAUGACAAGUUUCCCUCUUUUCUUUCCCAUAGGUGCCGUCUGUAACCAUGGAAGCACGCAGACAGAUCCAUAUUGUGACAUGAAUCAAUGCCGAGUCGGGCCGUAAGCCCUGUUUAGACUCGGUUCUGAUAUUGCCCGCCCCUUUUCUUGAAGUGAUUAAAACACUUGUUGUGAUCUGAUUCUUCUCUGAUCUGUCUGAGUGGUUUAAGGCUAUGCCUCUAGUACACAUAGACCGCAGCCCUGUCGGUUACAUUACGGACCGCUGCUUCAGCACAUUCUGACCCAUCUUUCUUUCUGUCAAAUUAAGCAUGAUAAUCCAUAGUACAUACGAAAAAUUAAAGAUCAGGCCGAGAUCGUCUGGUAUCUGGUCAGCUGCAAAUGAAUACCCACGAGUUGGUUGGAGGAGCCAGUCUCUGGAACAGAAAUAUUGAAGAUAUUUCAUAGGCAAGAGGCAUCCUGAUUAUCCUGAAUGCAGAUCUUGGGACUACUGAUAGCUGUCUACUGGGAAUCAAACAGAUCAGUCACCACAGAGACAUUGUCCCCAACCGUCUGGAACAACACUCCAGCACUCAACCCCAUUGUGACCUGCCUGCCCCCACCCCCGUGCCGUCUGCCUGGGCUCUUCCUACAGACAGCAGCUGACAUGGAAACAGACAGAAGACUGCAUCUACGACAGUGAACAGAACCUAGACUCUGCCUACCAUCUAUGCCACGGUAACCAAUCAUUAAAUGGAGAAGCUACCUUUCAGGACAUCCAGAACUGGUUGUAUCUAAGGCUAGCUACCCCCCAACCUGUCCACUUCCAUCACAUAUUGAAAAUAUUCCUGUAUAAAGCUACACUGGCACUUUUGGGUGUCUUCAUAGCAGCUCAUUUCACUGUCCUUCUUCCCACAUCAGGGUACUGGGCUAGUUCAGGAGUGCCCUCCAGUGGUAUAUUUGGUGCAAUUGCGCGAGAUCUCUGUAUUGAAUUAUGUCACGUCAGCUUUAACACAGGUCUACCUCCUGCUCUGGAAGCAGCAUUUAACAUUCUAAGCAUCUUCCUGUUCCUUGAAAAAAGUACCUAAUAAAUUUGCCUAAUGAAUGUUUUUUAAUGUAUCCAACAUACUCCCAACAGAUUUAUGUGGAUUUGUUUGUGGUGAAAUACAUUCUGGCUAUGCUUUCAAAAAUGCCAUCUCUGUAAACCACUCAGUUUAAUUUGGCAUUAGUGUGAAGUUGUCGAUUUUAGGUUGUAGUUUCCCAACCCUGAUUUUCAAAGUG
This is a messenger RNA of Esox lucius (northern pike), 3125 nucleotides long. Its product is annotated as ninjurin-1. Gene Ontology annotation, cellular component: membrane. The transcript is spliced from 3 exons. Lineage: Eukaryota; Metazoa; Chordata; Actinopteri; Esociformes; Esocidae. Gene Ontology annotation, biological process: tissue regeneration; cell adhesion. The record is from RefSeq and is a predicted model, not a curated record. Bases 97 to 690 code for a protein of 197 amino acids.